Capsella rubella is the source of this 1007-nucleotide messenger RNA. Its product is annotated as ethylene-responsive transcription factor ERF088. The record is from RefSeq and is a predicted model, not a curated record. Gene Ontology annotation, biological process: regulation of DNA-templated transcription. Gene Ontology annotation, molecular function: DNA binding; DNA-binding transcription factor activity. The transcript has a single exon. Lineage: Eukaryota; Viridiplantae; Streptophyta; Magnoliopsida; Brassicales; Brassicaceae. Bases 19 to 747 code for a protein of 242 amino acids.
UCUCUGAAUGUUGUGAACAUGCUGAAAUCAAGAAACAAGAGCAAAAGCAAACAAGAGAAGAAGUCACAAGAAGGCAAGUACCUUGGAGUGAGGAGACGUCCAUGGGGAAGAUAUGCAGCUGAAAUCAGAAACCCGUUUACAAAAGAAAGACAUUGGCUUGGAACGUUUGAUACAGCCGAAGAAGCUGCUUUAGCAUAUGAUGUUGCUGCUCGAUCCAUCAGUGGCUCUUUAGCUAAAACCAACUUCUUCUACACGGAUAACAUAACUUCACAAAGACAACCACAGAAGUUGGUACAGUCAUCAUCAGACAAAGAUUUUGUUAAUCCCACCAUUGUGUCUUUUGGACCUGACAUGAGUUUGGGUUCUUCUAGUUCCCGUAUUCUUCAAGAUCAGCCACCGGAAAACCACCGUUUUGUUCCUGCUCCUAUCUCUUCUUGUUUGCAAGAACAACAGUUUUUGGCUAAUCACAUUAACAGUGUCCCACAUUGUUAUGAUAAUGACCUUGUUGUUCAGAGCAAAGAGAUUUCCUUACCUUCUUUUCCCAAUGAUAUGUCAAGCAGCUUAUUUGGUUACCACGACAACACUGGUGAACAGGGAGAUGCAGAACAUAUGAAGAUAGGUUCGGUUCUCAGCAAUUAUUCUCAUUGCUUUGAGUAUGACUACAGUGAAAAUAAUCUUCAGAGUUUUCUCAAAGAUGACAAUGAAGAUCCUAUUCAGAUGAUCGGAACUUCUUCUUCUUUCAUCUGAUUUAGCUAUACCACCUUUAAAUCUUUUUUACAUUGUUGACUCUUUUGCUUCUCUUGUAAGCUGUUUAAGCAGUUUCAAUACCAAUCCUCCUCUUAUGUAACAUAAAAACUAUUUUAUCUUUGUUUAUUGUCAAAUGCAUUCCUAAACCAGAGUUAUGAAUCAAGCAGAGGGUGCAAAAUGUUUGAAUCCAGUUCAUUACUAUAAAUUAUAGUUUGAAUCAACUCAGGAACUACAAUUAUACAUUCCGAAUCAUAUAACAG